Molecule: messenger RNA, 5151 nt
Organism: Myotis lucifugus (little brown bat)
Lineage: Eukaryota; Metazoa; Chordata; Mammalia; Chiroptera; Vespertilionidae
Gene: ZBTB47
Product: zinc finger and BTB domain containing 47
Biological process (GO): regulation of transcription by RNA polymerase II
Cellular component (GO): nucleus
Molecular function (GO): DNA-binding transcription factor activity, RNA polymerase II-specific; protein binding; RNA polymerase II cis-regulatory region sequence-specific DNA binding
Source: RefSeq, a predicted model, not a curated record
GGUUGAGAAGACAACCGACUCACCGGCGGCUGAGUUCUCGCUGGUGGAGGACGUGGCUCUGCACUUUGCCUGCUUGAUGGGCCGUCUGAAUGAGCAGCGCCUCUUCCAGCCUGACCUCUGCGACGUGGACCUGGUGCUGGUGCCCCAGUGCAGUGUCUUCCCGGCGCACAAGGGCGUGCUGGCCGCCUACAGCCAGUUCUUUCACUCGCUCUUCACCCAGAACAAGCAGCUGCAGCGUGUGGAGCUGUCCCUGGAGGCGCUGGCGCCCGGCGGCCUGCAGCAGAUCCUCAACUUCAUCUACACGUCCAAGCUGCUGGUCAACGCGGCCAACGUCCACGAGGUGCUCAGCGCUGCCUCGUUGCUGCAGAUGGCUGACAUCGCCGCGUCCUGCCAGGAGCUGCUGGACGCCCGCUCCCUCGGCCCCCCGGGCCCCAGCGCUGUGGCCCUGGCCCAGCCAGCUGCCAGCUGCACCCCAGCCCCGCCACCCUACUACUGUGACAUCAAGCAGGAGGCCGAUACCCCGGGCCUGCCCAAGAUCUACGCCCGAGAGGGCCCUGAUCCCUACUCUGUGCGCGUGGAGGACGGGGCAGGGACUGCGGGCGGCACAGUGCCUGCCACCCUUGGGCCAGCUCAGCCCUUCUUCAAGGAGGAGAAGGAGAGUAGCGUGGAGGAGGCUGGCGGGCCCCCGGCCAGCCUGUGCAAGCUGGAGAGUGGGGAGGAGUUGGAGGAAGAGCUUGCGGGAUCCGGCACCUACAGCCACCAGGAGCAGUCCCAGAUCAUCGUGGAGGUGAACCUCAACAACCAGACACUGCACGUGUCCACGACGCCCGAGGGGAAGCCGGGUGCUGCCACAGGCCCGGCCACCAUGGUGCUGGGCCGGGAGGACGGGCUGCAAAGACACGAGGAGGAGGAGGAGGACAAUGAGGAAGAGGAGGAGGAGGAAGUAGAGGAGGAGGGUGGUGGCAGUGGAGGGGAGGAGGAGGAGGAGGAAGGUGGUAGUCAGGGGGAAGAGGAGGAGGAGGAGGAGGAGGAGGAAGGGCACAGUGAACAGGAGGAGGAUGAGGAGGAGGAAGAGGAAGGACAGAGUGAGCAGGAUCAGGACAGCUCGGAGGAGGAGGAGGAGGAAGAGGAGGUGGGGGUCAAACAGGGGCGCGGGCGCAGGGGCAGCCGGGCAGAGCCCCUUCCCCACAGUCGCAUGGCCACACGGUCCCGGGAGAAUGCCCAGCGCCGGGUCCCCCCUGAGCCCGAGGAGGCCAGGCAGGGUAGCAAGAGGCCCAAGCAGCCCCCCGGAGCGGCCCCGGCGCCAGCACGAGGGUCACAGGCCACUGAUGGGCUGGGGGCCAAGGUGAAGCUGGAGGAGAAACAGCACCACCCGUGCCAGAAGUGCCCGCGUGUGUUCAACAACCGCUGGUACCUGGAGAAACACAUGAAUGUGACCCACAGCCGCAUGCAGAUCUGCGACCAGUGUGGCAAGCGCUUCCUGCUGGAGAGCGAGCUGCUGCUGCACCGGCAGACGGACUGCGAGCGCAACAUCCAGUGUGUGACAUGCGGCAAAGCUUUUAAGAAGCUGUGGUCCCUCCACGAGCACAACAAGAUUGUGCACGGCUACGCGGAGAAGAAGUUCUCGUGUGAGAUCUGCGAGAAGAAGUUCUACACCAUGGCCCAUGUGCGCAAGCACAUGGUGGCUCACACCAAGGACAUGCCCUUCACCUGCGAGACCUGCGGGAAGUCCUUCAAACGGAGCAUGUCCCUCAAGGUGCACUCUCUGCAGCACUCGGGGGAGAAGCCCUUCCGCUGUGAGAACUGCAACGAGCGCUUCCAGUACAAGUACCAGCUGCGCUCCCACAUGAGCAUCCACAUCGGCCACAAGCAGUUCAUGUGCCAGUGGUGUGGCAAGGACUUCAACAUGAAGCAGUACUUCGACGAGCACAUGAAGACCCACACAGGGGAGAAGCCGUACAUCUGCGAGAUCUGCGGCAAGAGCUUCACCAGCCGGCCCAACAUGAAGCGGCACCGGCGCACCCACACGGGCGAGAAGCCCUACCCCUGCGACGUGUGCGGCCCACAAAGGAAGAAGUGGUUCCAACAUGCUCAAGGGCCACAGGAGAAGUGCUUUCUGCGUCAGCCACCCACCCUGCCCCAGACCCUGCCACCGCCGCCCCACCUGCCCGCCCCGCCUCCCCUCUUCCCCACCUCGGCCAACAGCGGCGGCGGCGGGAGGAUGAGCGCCACCAACCAGCCCUGACCUACACACGCAGGACCUGGAGCCCGGGGCCAGUGGGAGCGACACGCCAGCCCGGCCAGGGUGCAGGCUGGCUGCCCCCGGAGCUGGUGGAGGACACCUCACUCCCAAGUGCCCCCUUUCAGGGACUCCUUGAAGCCUUUCCCCUUUUUGGGAAGUGAAGGAAAAAGAGAGGAAACGCUUUGCAGUACCCCCUCCAGGUGAGGGGGGCGUUGGAGGCAGCAGGGACAGGGGAAGGGGUGGCCUGCAGCGCAGGUGUGACUGGUCACUCUGCUGAGGCUUGAGCCGAGGGGUUGUUCAGGUUGAGCCUGGGCCAGCCUCGGGCUCCUCCCUGCCUCCCCUGUGUCCCCUAACUUGCUUCCUUGUCCUAAAGGGAUUGGGGUGCCAGCCCCUUCCCCCCAACCCCCCGGGAGCAGUUGUGGACUCAGUCUGAGGACUGUGGACACCGAGGCAGGGGCUUGAGACUGAAUGCCCAGGAGCGUGUUGGGUGGGGCCUGGUGGGGCGUGAAGACUUCAGACCCAGCUCUGCGCCAUGUGGAGUGGGGCAGGCAGGGGCUGGACCCCGGCAUUUGCUUUCCCCACCCAUCGCCCUGCCAGCAAGCACAGGGGUCCCCGACCUGCACCAGGCUGCACCGAGGUCCCUGGGGAGAGGCCUGGGGUGGGCAGAUGGGUCGGCUCCCCCGGCACCAGCUCCCAGGGGCUACAGUCAAGGAGCCCCUGCAAAUGGGUGGCCCCCAGGGGCAGGGCCUAGGGGGAGGCCUGGACAAGUGUUCCGAGGUUUCUAGGUGCUAUCGGGGGCAGAGGGCAGAGCUGCUGGUCACAGAGCACCCGCCCCUCACCAGCUGUCUCCCACGCGAGAGGAGAUGUGUGUGUCUGUCCAUCAUGCUCCCUGAAGGCAAUGCCAGGCCUCAUCCUCCCCUGGCCCCGCCACAACCUGCCCAUGGCUGGUGUCCGGCACCCUUGUCCCUCUGGGCCUCUGCGUUGGGGGCGGGUGCCUGUGGCAUUGUUAGUGAGAGGAGCCUGAGGAGCCUGCACGGUCAGGCCCCGCGUCGGGGCAGGGUCCUAGGGGAGUCUCUGCCUGUGCCCAAUGCUUGCCUGCAUGAGGCCAGCGCUAACAGGUCACCCUUUUUUGUUGUCAUUUAACAUCUUUAUUCCUGCCCUUAAAACGGGGAGGAAGGUUCCAUAAGCUACAUGUUUCCUAGUUAAGCUCUUUCCUAUUGUUUAUACGGUUUUGUUUGUUAUACUCUUUGCACCUUAAACCCCCACGACGACCCCCAUACCACCGCCUUCCCAGCAUGGCUGGAGUGGGAGCAGGCCUGAGCCCCAGCGGGGUGGUGGGGGGACUGGGCCCCAUCGGCCUGAGGGCUGAGGGGGUUAGAACCCCACUGACCUCCUUGUGAGGCCCACGGCGCUGGGGCAGGGGGUUGGGCACAUUUUAAUCAUCAAUAAACGAAGCACUUUAUUCUGUACAGAUGUGGGCAGGCCCGAGGAGCCCGAGUGAUUUGAGGGUCUAUAAUCCAAGCCGCACAGCCCGCUCGCUCUCUGGGCGUGGAGCAGGCAGUGCCCUGGCCCGGUUGAUUCGGGGGCUGCAGCAGGAGCAGUACAAACCAGAGCCCACAGACUCACCCUCUGGGGCCCCUGCCGUCCUCCCGGGACUGAACGUGGCCCCUCCCCGAGAGGAAGGCUUCCUGUCUGGCUCCCACCCCAAGGCUGGGCCUCCCAGGGCCCUGCGUUACUGUAGCUCUUUCCCUCUCUUGUACCUCUAAUCUCUGGGCUUCCAUGAUGUCCUCAGGGACCCCCCUCCCCACGCCCCCACCCUUGCUAUGUCUAACCUCUGGUCCCAGUGCCUGGCAGCUCUUCAGAGCUGGCUCACAUUUUCCAAAAAAAGGUUGAUCUCCCCACGAUGGGCUUUAGGCCGGGACCCCCAUGGGUUCCCCAACCCCCUGUCACUGACACCAGGGUCUACCCUACCCUAGGGGCUGGUGGCCUUGUCACCAGCCAGCCCCACUGCAGCCUUAGCAAGCCUGGGGGCCUGGCCAGGCGGAGCCCCUGGUCUGUCAGGCCAGACUUUGACAAGCAGAGGCCAGAGAUUGGGGGGUUGGGGGGCUGGUUGUGAACCCCCUGUCCUAAGACUUGGGUUCCCUGUUCUUUUAUACCUUCCCUCUGAGGGCAGGAGAGGGGUCCCGACAGCAGGCGGGGCUCCGGUCACAAUGGUCUUGGAGCUGUCUAGGUGGGUGCAGCCAAGUCCUCUCCUGGGAGGCCCCAUCCCAGUGGGGACAGGAGCCCCAUGUCCCUGGUGCUAAAUGCUCUCUUCCCCUUGGGCCACUGGGUGGGAGCACCCUUCCAGCCAGACCUCGGGGGCCUGAAGCAAUAAUGGAACCUCAGCAGCGCCAGUGUCGACGGGGUUCUUGUUUUACCAGCUUCUCCAUUUCCUUUUUAUUUCAAAAGUAAGCACCUGGAUAUUGGACUGAGGGCACUGGGGCUUCCUACCCAACCCCAGGGCUGGCAGUAGGUGGUGGGGAGGGGCUUAGCUCAUCACCUCCACUGGGAUUCGGCCGUGAGGAGGUCCGUCCAUCUGGACUUCUCAGCCCCGUUGGCCAGAUCUCAGGUCCGGAACCUGGGCCUGUCCCUGCCCCAGCUUCCCCAGGGCUCUCUGGUCUUGGGUCAGAGGGGGGCCUCCAGCCCCAGGAUCACAGUUCUGGGAUCUGGGACUGGCCUUAGAGCCUGAGCCUCUGACUCUGGCAUGUGCUGCCACAGUGCCCCUCACCGCGGUGGCAGCAUGGCUGUGCCCAGGCCUGUGGACCCCCGAUGUCUGGUCAUCUGUGGCCACCCCACAGCCACAGAGUGUGUGGGGAACAGCAGGUGGGUGAGUGAGAAGAGUGAAGGGAAUAAAGUCAGUACAACUGUUC